GCAAUAAAAACUGCUGAUGUGCACCUUAUUCAAGUUCAUGCUUCAAUUCCAAGUACAUUAGAACAUUGUAUCAACCGCUAAAAACAACGCAUUGGUUGGAAAUGAAGUCGUUGCAUGUCUUAUUCUUUCUCUUGACUUCUCUCGAUUAUUCAAACAUGGUAGAGGGAGAUACCAGAUGUUUUAUGUGUUUAUCAGCUGACUCUUGGUCCAGCUGCGAUAGAGAUGCCAAACGGGUGUGGUGUUACUCAACCAGCACUUGUAUUAAAGGGAGUAUCAAGGGUGUUCGCAAUGCAAGCUCUAUUGAAUUAUUUUUCAAAGGCUGCGCCAAAACGUGCAAUAAACGGGAAGUCCCACAAUGCGCAGAUGGUCAACUGGAUUGCCAGAUUAACUGCUGCACAGACGGAGAUUACUGCAACGCGGGAACUGGUCUGUCUGCAAGUAUUCCGUUCACUUUGAUGCUGACUGGUACAGGACUGACGGCCCUUCUACGGCGUGGAAUUGUGUAAUGUUUGUAAGCCGAAAAACCAUACUAUYGGUUUGUCUAUCUAAUGUAAAACCAUCACCAAUAAGACAGUCCCUAACAUUCAAUGCAUAAGCACAACAAUGCACAUUUGAUUUCUUGUAUUUUCUGAUUUAUACAAAAAAGCUAACAAUAAAACAGCACUGUCUAAGAAAUUCACAUCAA
Messenger RNA from Exaiptasia diaphana, 685 nucleotides. RefSeq lists its product as uncharacterized. The transcript is spliced from 2 exons. Bases 102 to 506 code for a protein of 134 amino acids. The record is from RefSeq and is a predicted model, not a curated record. NCBI's taxonomy places the organism in Eukaryota, Metazoa, Cnidaria, Anthozoa, Actiniaria, Aiptasiidae.